AUGUCGGAGGAGCCACCUGUCAUCGCAAAUGGAGCAAGCGCCGGAAGCCCCAAGGCAGAGCACAUAGCGCCGGCGGAGAUACCAGAGUCACAGGAUCAGGAGAGCAAGUCGAAGCUCAAGCCGGGGGUGGUCACAAAGGGGCGCAAGUCUGGCAACCGGCCAAAGAAGCCCCAAAGCAGAACCGAGACAGCUCGGAAUGGGCUCAUCAGAGCCGGUGGAGCUGGAGGCCCUCAUGGCUUCUUGCACCAAGGCAUAGCUCUGCCAGAGUCGAUGUAUUUGCAAUGGAUGCAUGGGCCUUGGGCGGCGUGGCCACCUUUGGGUGCACCUUGCCAUCCUUUGGGCCUUCGUCCAUUUUCACAGGUGCAGUACCCAGCUUUGGCGUGCGGAAGUGCGCAUUCACGGGUGCCGACUUCAAAGGCCUCGCAAAGCUUCAUCCAGGCACAGUGCCCACCAGUGCAGCUGCAGCGCUUGCAUCAGUUGGCCCUGGCUAGUGGACAGCAUCCAUCCCCGGCAUGCCCAUCGAAUCACACGUCUCCUGCGUCCGUGUGGGAAGUCUUUGUUGGCAAUCAGGAGAAGGGCUGUGCUCCGAACGAAUCCUGGAAGUUUCAAAGCUCCUCCAAUUCACAGAGCUCCAUUGAGGGCCUGCUGAGGCAAUACCUGGUCUCGUCAAGUAUGCUGCGCAAGGAUAACUCGACCAACUGCGAAGCUGCCUCAGAAUGCAGCACGGCAGACACGACCUCUUCCUGGACAGCAUUCCAUGCGGACGACGUGGCUUUGGCCGAACAAAUUGCGGCCGUGCUGAUGGACCGUGAAAAUGUCAGCUUGCCGGACACCGCCGAUGUUUCGCCGUCAGUCGUGCCAAGCUGA
Messenger RNA from Symbiodinium sp. CCMP2592, 867 nucleotides. NCBI's taxonomy places the organism in Eukaryota, Dinophyceae, Suessiales, Symbiodiniaceae. The record is from the annotation of a GenBank genome assembly.